AUGUUGUGGUACAUUUUCCUGACUGUAACCACGGCAUCAGCAAACCUGGAUUUUCGCAACGUAAGCAUGGAAAACUGGACAACAUGCGAACAAUUCAUGUACAACUAUACGUACGACGUGAACAAGAUAGUGGACAUCGAGUGGAAAAUAUUUUACUCCUGGGACGGAAUGUUUCAUGACAGCUAUAAUGUUUGGUUCACGAGGCCUACGAAGGUGUUAAUAGAUCGCUUCCGCAUCCAACUGGAAAAGCAGCUGAAAGACGUGAACUUCAACGACUCGGAGCUGUUCAUGGAAACCCGCAUAGAUUUCACGGCGCUCUUCAUCAAGACCAAUGUGUCCGGCGUGUACCGUAUUGUGCCGCAUACGGCUUUUCAUGUGCCCUACAUACCUAAAGCACCCAUUGCUCUGAAAGUGGUGGAGCCUGGAUACCUGGGCAUCAUGAACUGUGGGCUCCGGUACUGCUACGCCCUGGCCCCGGUCAACAAAAUGCCGCACGAUAACUAUCUAGCAGAAGCAGCUGCUCGAUUGCAGUUCUGGAACAGUCUGGGCCGGUCGUACCUCACGAGGUCUACGCCGAGGCCCGAAGCUACAACGGCGGCAUACGACCCCGACGAUGAUGAUAUCGAAUUUGAGAGGCACUUUAAUACAUUUUAG
Cydia amplana is the source of this 654-nucleotide messenger RNA. RefSeq lists its product as uncharacterized. The record is from RefSeq and is a predicted model, not a curated record. The transcript has 4 exons. Lineage: Eukaryota; Metazoa; Arthropoda; Insecta; Lepidoptera; Tortricidae. Bases 1 to 654 code for a protein of 217 amino acids.